Molecule: messenger RNA, 1380 nt
Organism: Pistacia vera
Lineage: Eukaryota; Viridiplantae; Streptophyta; Magnoliopsida; Sapindales; Anacardiaceae
Product: putative disease resistance RPP13-like protein 1
Exons: 1
Coding region: 1-1380 (459 amino acids)
Biological process (GO): defense response to other organism
Source: RefSeq, a predicted model, not a curated record
AUGCAUGCAGUUGGUUUGGAUUAUGGGGAUUUACAAUUAAUUCAUGAAAAAGUUAUUGAUAUGUGUAAAGGCUUAUCCUUGGGAGCGUGUAUUCUUGGUGGCCUUAUAAGAUUUAAGCGCCAUGAUGAAUGGAAAUAUGUAUUGAAUGCUAAAAUAUGGGAUUCAGUAGAUGAUAAUGAGAUUCUUCCUGUGCUAAAGUUAAGCUACCAACAUCUUCCUUUAUGGUUACAAAGAUGUUUUGUUUAUAGUGCAAUUUUACCUGACGAUUAUGAAUUUAAGGAAAAGGAACUUGUUCUUCUAUGGAUUGCAGAGGGUCUUAUUGGAGGAGCACAAGAGGGUGAGCAACUGGAAGAUAUAGGCAGUGAGGUUUUCCAACAACUAUUGAAAAGGUCUCUGUUUCAUCACUCAGAUAGUCAUGCUUCCAAAUUUAGAAUGUAUGACCUCGUCAAAAGUAGGGCCCGAUGGAUUUCUGGAGAAACUAAUUUUAGAUUGUAUGAUGUGUUGGGGGUCAAUGAGCAACCAAGAAGAUUCAAAAGGCCUCGUCAUUCUGGUACUUUAGCUAGUUGUGAUGUUGAGCACUUAACGACAUUCCUGCUAGGACUCAUACGUAGUGAUGAUACCCAUUACGUUACUGAUCCACUUCUUUCAGAUUUGCUACCAAAGUUUAAGAGAUUGAGAGCAUUAUCUUUGGAAAAGAAAAAUAUUACGGAGUUACCCAUUUCUGUUGAAGGUUUGAGACAUCUAAGAUAUGUCAACCUUUCCAACACUUUGAUCAGAAGGUUACCUGAUUCAAUAUGUUCAAUACUCAUCUGGCAAAUUUUACUAUUAAGAGAUUGCUCUAAUUUGGUGGAGUUGCCUCCCAAUUUGAAGAAUUUGAUCAAUCUAAGGCAUUUUGAUAUUACAGGUGUCAAUCUGAUAAGAGAGAUGCCACUAGGAAUGAAAGAGUUGGAAUGUCUUAAAACAUUACUCAAUUUUAUUGUUGGCAAAGGUUUGGGACUUGAUUUGAAAGAUUUGGAGAAUUUAAAAUAUCUUCGUGAACUUUACAUUUCAGGAUUACAUAACGUAAUUGGUUCACAAGAUACAAAGGACUCCAUAUUGGUUGAUAAGGAGGGUCUAAAAGUUCUGGUGUUGGAGUGGGGCUCUCAAUCGGAUGACACACGAGAUGAGUUAGUUGAAGAAAAGGUAAUGGACACACUCCAACCUUACCAAAAUCCUAAAGAACUUGUAAUCAAAGGCUAUGCUGGCACAAGAUUUCCAUCUUCUGUUGGAGAUCCAAAUUAUUCAAACAUAGUGGUGUUAACAUUGGAAAGAUGUGAUAAAUGCACAGUAUUGCCUUCCCUUGGAUGCUUGUCCUCAAGCACCACACCAUUAAAGGAAUGA